This is a messenger RNA of Sphaerodactylus townsendi, 1567 nucleotides long. It is a transcript of the gene CX3CR1, whose product is annotated as C-X3-C motif chemokine receptor 1. Gene Ontology annotation, biological process: immune response; G protein-coupled receptor signaling pathway; chemotaxis. Gene Ontology annotation, cellular component: membrane. The coding region runs from base 236 to 1300 and encodes 354 amino acids. The transcript has 3 exons. Gene Ontology annotation, molecular function: chemokine receptor activity. NCBI's taxonomy places the organism in Eukaryota, Metazoa, Chordata, Lepidosauria, Squamata, Sphaerodactylidae. The record is from RefSeq and is a predicted model, not a curated record.
GUUGAAAUGGCACUAGCACUUACAGGAACUAUCACGUCUGUAAUCUGAAGAGGAAAUAACGACCUGUGACUGAUUUGACCAUAUUCGCGUUCAAAACAAGGUAGGAUUAAUUAAGGGCUGAGAUUCUGCCUUCAAAUUAAAUUUUCUGAGCUGGAAAGGACUGAUCUGUGUACCUCCUUGGAGGUGGAAAAACAAAUUCAGAUUCUUCAUCAAAAAUAAACUUCAAGCAUUCAUUAUGACUGAGGAAACGAUUGAGAUGACCACAGAGUUUUUCUAUGAUGAAUCCACUGUUCAAUGUGACCAAACAGGCAUCCACUUAUUUGGGAAGGUCUAUGUACCAAUACUUUAUAGCCUUGUGUUUAUUAUCGGGCUGUUUGGAAAUCUCCUGGUUGUUUUUACCAUUGUGAAAGGUGGGCACAGAAAGAGCAUCACAGACAUAUUUCUCUUGAACUUAGCCACCUCUGAUCUGCUCUUUGUGAUUUCUCUUCCGUUUUGGGGUUAUUAUAUUGUACGGGGAUGGACUCUUGGGAACCUUUCUUGCCGAAUAGUUUCCUCUUUCUAUUCUAUUGGUUUCUUUGGAGGCAUGUUUUUUAUCACUGUCAUAAGCAUUGAUCGGUAUCUGGCAAUUGUCCACGCAACCAUUUUCAUGAAAGGCAGGACAGCCAGGCAUGGAUUUCUCACUAGCCUGGUAGUAUGGGUGCUGGCAAUUCUGUGUGCUGCUCCUCACUUUGCAUACGUACAAAAGUUAGAGAAUACAUGUGCUCCUCGGUAUCCUCCAAAUCUUGUGAAUACCUGGCCAGUUUUCUGCAAUUUAGAAAUAAACAUCAUAGGGUUUCUUCUCCCAAUGGUCAUCAUGAGCAUCUGCUAUCUCAGGAUCAUCAAAACCUUGUUCACCUGCAAAAAUCACAGGAAAAGAAGAGCCAUGAGGCUGAUUUUACGGGUGGUGCUUGUGUUUUUUCUAUUCUGGACCCCACACCAGGUAUCAAUUUUUCUGCAAACAUUAAAAUUUUUCAACAUUUUUGAGAGCUGCAACGUCUUGAGAUUUUUAUAUUAUAUUAUGCAUGCAACAGAAACCCUGGCUUUCAGUCAUUGUUGUCUUAAUCCAAUCAUCUACGCUUUCGCUGGUGAAAAAUUUAGAAAGUACCUUUGUCAUCUGGUUCUCAAAAGCCUCUCAUUCGUUUGUUUUUGUGGGCCUUGUAGUCACUACCAUGACAGAGCUCCUACUUCCCUUACAGACAUCGUCCCAACGAGCAACCACACUCAGAAUACCAGUGACCAAGAUGGUUCAGUCUUGCUCUGACAAGCAUUGACUGCUGGAGUUGUCUGGAGUGCUCAGCUCUAGUUUGACAUAUAGAUACCACAUCUGUGGGGCCUCUGGUUUUGACAAAGCCACAGAAUUUGUACACAGCCUGCAAUAUGCCACUUACUCUCCUGGAAGACAGAAAUGAAUUUGGAUCAUUUUAAUAUGCUGGAAAACUAAAGUUUGUGCAUUGCUGCAUUACAUGUUUGUACAGAGCUGUAGCCUGAUUAUUAGUAAUAGCUAAUAAAAGUAAUCUUAUUUAAAGCA